CAUGGCUUGUGGAGUUCAUUUGGGGAUCUUGCUGAUUUGUUUAGUUCAAGCAGAGCAUGUGCGUUGUUUGUGGGCUACACAAGCUCGGGGACAAAACGGCAACACGCAUGUUGGCUUCUCUGGGCAGAGGGGUGGACUUGGUGGCAGCUAUCCCCAGAAUCAACUCAGACAUGCCUCUGGUUCUCCUGGCUCAGCCCAGAGCAGUAGCUUCAACACAGUCCCUGAAGUUAGUGGUGGUUAUAGCCAGAGAUUUCCCAGUAGCCGCUCCACACAAACUGUUUCACAGCCGGCUAAAAGUGUCUUUGCUUCAGGCAAGUUGGUGCAGAGCAGCUCUGAGUCAAAGCCCAACUGGCAACCGACCAGGUGGAGUCAGGGAACUGUUCAAAAGAUGCCCAAGAAGAAGCCGUUUGCCUUUUCUGGUUCUAUCGCUGGUGGCAGUUCUCUCAGCAAGUACGAUAAGACUCCGAUUAGCGAGAAGAGAACUCGGCCAGUUCAGCAGGGAACACCAAGUAGGAGCAGCUAUCGGUCCAGCAGUCCUGCUUCUCUUCAGAGUCCCAGAGGAAGCUUCAGUCUUCAGCUGUUCCUGAAACACCAGCCUCCUCUGGGAGGAAAGGUUCUUCUCGUCUAA
Molecule: messenger RNA, 628 nt
Organism: Pseudoliparis swirei
Lineage: Eukaryota; Metazoa; Chordata; Actinopteri; Perciformes; Liparidae
Exons: 3
Coding region: 2-628 (208 amino acids)
Source: RefSeq, a predicted model, not a curated record